Messenger RNA from Myotis myotis, 2240 nucleotides. Its product is annotated as zinc finger protein 709-like. Lineage: Eukaryota; Metazoa; Chordata; Mammalia; Chiroptera; Vespertilionidae. The record is from RefSeq and is a predicted model, not a curated record. The transcript is spliced from 4 exons. Bases 203 to 2050 code for a protein of 615 amino acids.
GUCUGGGAGCAGGAGUUUGAGAAUGGAGCUCUCCUUACAGUGGUUUUGGUUGGAGUCCCUGUGUUUGGAGUGAAGGUGUGACUCAGGCUGGGUUCUCCUUAACAUUAGGGACUCAGUGACAUUUGAGGAUGUGGCUGUGAACUUUAGUCUGGAGGAGUGGGCCUUAUUGGAUUCUUUACAAAAGAAACUCUACAAAGAUGUGAUGAGGGAAACCUUCAGGAACCUGGCCUCCAUAGGGGGAAAAUGGGAAGAUCACGAAAUUGAAGAUCAGUACAAAAACCAGGGGAGUAAACACAGAAGUCAAAUGGUAGAGAGGAGCUGCAAAAGGAAGGAGGAUAGUCAAUGUGGAGAAAACUUAACCCUUAUUCCAAAUCUCAAUCUGACAAAAUCUCUUCCUGGAGCAAAACCAUGGGAAUACAGUGCAUGUGGUGAAUUCUUCAUGCAUUAUUCAUCCCAUAAUAGGGACAUUAAAUGUCAAACUAGACACAAGACCUCUGAGAAUCAGAAAAAUGGAGAGAAACCAUAUAAAUGUAGCAGAUGUGGGAGACCCUUCACUUAUAUUCAGUUGUUUAAAAAACAUGAAAGAAAUCACAAUGGAGAGGAAUCUUAUAAAUGUGAGGAAUGUUGGAAAGCCUUCAGGUGGCUCAAAAGCCCUCAAAGACACAUGAUUAAACAUACUGCAGAUCCUCCUUAUAAAUGUAAGGAAAGUUUGAAAACCUUUAGUUCUUCAGUUUUUCUUCAAACAUGUGAGAGAAGCCACAUUGUAGAGAAGCCCUAUCAAUGCAAACUCUGUGGAAAAGCCUUCCGAUAUUAUAAAAGUUUUCAAAGACAUGAAAGGAAUCACCCUGGAGAGAAACCCUAUGAAUGUAAAAAAUGCAAUAAAGCAUUCAGGUAUCCCAGUCAUCUUCAAAUACAUGAAAGAAUUCACACUGAAGAGAAACCCUAUGAAUGUAAGCAAUGUGGAAAGACCUUCAGAUCUUACAGUUCCUUACAGCCACAUGAAAUGACUCACACAGGAGAGAAACCCUAUGAAUGUAAGGAAUGUGGAAAAGCAUUCAGAUAUUACAGUUCCUUACAAAUACAUGAAAGGUCUCACACUGGAGAGAAACCCUAUGACUGUAAAAAAUGUAGCAAAGCAUUCAGUGCUCCCAGUUGUCUUCGCAAACAUGAAAGAAUUCACAGUGCAGAGAAACCCUAUGGAUGUAAAGAAUGUGGAAAAGCCUUUAGAUUUUAUAGUUCCUUACAAACCCAUGAAAGGACGCACACAGGAGAGAAACCCUAUGAAUGUAAGCAAUGUGGAAAGGCCUUGAGAUAUUACAGUUCCUUGCAAAUACAUGAACGGAUACACACAGGAGAGAAACCCUAUGAAUGUAAGGAAUGUGGAAAUGCAUUCAGAUGUAACAGUUUCUUAAAAAUACACAAAAAAUCUCACACUGGAGAGAAACCCUAUGAAUGUGAAAAGUGUAGUAAAGUGUUCAGUACUCCUAGUAAUCUUCGAAUACAUGAAAGAACUCACACUGCAGAGAAACCCUAUAAAUGUAAGGAGUGUGGAAAAGCCUUCAGAUAUUAUCGUUCCUUACAAACACAUGAAAGGAUUCACACAGGAGAGAAACCCUAUGAAUGUAAACAUUGUGGGAAAGCCUUCAUUUGUCGCACUACUAUUCAAAGACACAUGAAAAUGCACAUUGGUAAAACACCGUAUCAAUGUAAAGAAUGUGGGAAAGCAUUUACUUGCCUUAGUUUAUAUCAAAGACAUGAAAGAACUCACACUGGAGAGAAACCCUAUGAAUGUAAACAAUGUGGAAAAGCCUACAGAGAUCACAGUUCCUUACAAAGACAUGAAAGGACUCACACUGGAGAGAAACCCUAUGAAUGUAAGGAAUGUGGGAAAGCCUUUAUUUGUAACAAAAUUUUUCGAAUACACAUGAUGAGAGUGCACACUACAGAAAAACCAUAUAAAUGUGAAGAAUGUGGGAAAGCCUUUAGUCAUCCCUAUUCCUUUCGAAGGCAUGAAAGGACUCACUGGAUAAAACCUGUUGAAUGUAAAUAGUGUGGGAAAGACUUCAGUUGGCCUACAUCCUUACAUGUGAAAACUCCCACUGAAAAGAAAUAAAAAUGCAAAUAACAUGAGAAGGAUUGACACAAAUUAAUCCUAUCUAAUGAAUAUGGAAUAUGCAAAUUGACCAUCACUUCACAACAAAGAUGGUGGUACCCGCAGCCAAUAAGGAGGGAAUAUGCAA